CCUGAUUGAACACAUUUUUCCGUCUUCUGGCUUGUUUCUGUUGGAUGGUCGCAAUUUUCUCAUCGAUGAUUUUUACCAGGCCCGGGCCAUCAUCUCGGAUCACUCGCCGAGGACACCCGGAGUGGCUCAAGCAUGUUCGUUUCAACGACGGCCUGUUGAUCGAGCUCUCUCAUAGGGAUUGAUUGGCAUCAGGAAUUCAAGCCAGGGUAUGGUAAUCCGAGUAAUGGAGACUUGAGUCGAUUCUCAAGUUGUGAGGCACACUUUGACAUUGAAUUUAGGACAGCUCUUGAACAUGAAGAUUGCUGAUGAACACAAUCACCGAUUUGGUGCUCUUAACUCAUGAUCGUCCAUUACGCGAGAUCUGGUUUCGUUCUGCUCGUGAUUUAGUGAAGUGAAGUGAGUGAUCAUGGUGAGCAAGGGUUAGAGAAAGAAAAACACGCACAGACACAGACGCACCAUACACACACGCUCAACAAAUCAAAGGGAAGCAUGGCGCGGAAUCAUUACACAGUGUCCACGCCUUUGUCAACCAUCCAAAGAAGCUCAUCCAACUUGAUUCACGGCAAAUCGACCAACCCUUUAGUGCCUUUUAUCCCAGAGGAAGUGGCUUUCCUGGACGAGACCCUUCGCUCCUAUGACUUGAAUUCCAACGAAAUUAAACACGUGUCUACCAUCAGUGUUGGUGGAAAUUUGGGAACAAUGGAUGCGGAGACAAGUGGGGUCACCGACGACAGGAAAAUGUCAACGGCCACGUCUCUGGGCUCUGCACAAUAUCUCAGCCCUACCACGGAAUCAAGUUCGAUGAGAAGCAAAAUGUCCUCAAGUAAUCCGUCUUUUGAAACCUCUGGCCUCCCUGAGCCCUCGCGGCUACCUCCCACCAGAAGGAACACGUCUUUAAGUGAAUCAAGCGCAUACUACUAUGGCCAAAUCAGUCAUAAUCCUGGAUAUGCUCCAACCAACCCCCAAGUGGGCCAGAAAUCUCUCACCCGACCUCAAGUUCAUCGAGCUUUAAGUGGGCCAAUUUGGCACGGCACCGUGACCAAGGACAGGCCAUCUUUUCACCUUCAGACUGCGCAUCAUAACUUUAUUGGUGGCGAUGCACGAUUGUCGAGAAAUGGUCAGACGAACAUUGGCAGUAAAAAAGGAGGUGUUAAUGGAACUUAUCUUCAUCACCGCUAUCCACAAUCUGGAAGCUCAGCAUCUACCAUGAGAGGUCGCGAGGCUUCCAUGGCGAAUGGAAUGACAGUGACACCCAACGGCAAUGGCACUACAUACUCAAUCAGAUCAGACAAAGUGGGAUUCAAUUCAGCUCUAAGCAAGGCCCAAUUCAAUUACAACAGACACCGCAAGCACGACGACGACAGCAUGUCUCCGAUGUCCCGGUGCUGGUUGGGAGUCCUCAUUCUGUUGGCUCAAAUCCUCCUUAAUGGCGUCAUGGCCUUGUGUCUCUUUUGGGUGAUCAAAUAUCAUUCCCAAGAUUACGUGCCAUUCGCAUGGAAGUCUAAUCCCAAACUGGAGUUCAACCUUCAUCCCGUGCUCAUGAUUGCCGGGUUCAUCUACUUCAUGGGACAAGCCAUGAUCUUGUACAGAACCUGCCGGUGUUGUCGUCGAAUUUGGAACAAGCUAUUGCACACGAUGCUUCACAUUCUGGCGAUCCCUUGUAUCGUUAUUGGCUUCAUCGCCGUGCUGGAUUCUCACAACCUUCGAAAAGACAAGGACGGCAACCCCGCCCCAAUCCCCAAUUUCUACAGCUUGCACUCCUGGAUUGGACUCACCGCUAUGGGACUGUUUGGGCUACAGUUCGUGGUUGGUUUCUUUAGCUUCCUGUUGUUGCUGUGUUGCGAAUCUGCCACGGCCUCGUUCCGCGCCAAUUUGGUGCCACUUCAUGCUGCGUUCGGUGGAACCACGUUUGUUUUGGCAGUGGCAGCGGCUUGCACCGGCCUCACUGAAAAGGCCUUCUUCUCACUCAGUACCCGGUCCGUGGACAACGCAGAGAACGUGGUUAUAGAGCAGAUUGGAGAUCAGUACUCCGAAUUCCCGGAUGAAGGUAUCGUGACAAACACAAUUGGGAUUGCCCUGGUGGCUUUGGCCAUUAUCAUUCCAUGGAUCCUGAGUUGUCCCAGCUUCAAGAAGGGUCUCACCCGUGAAAGCAGCCGAUUCAAUCACGAUAUCUAGGGCGCAAAAGAUCGCAAAAGUCGCCACUUCCUCCAACUAACCACCAAACCAACCUUUGAAGCAAGCAAUAGACACACUCCAGGAUGACUCAAGUCUGAUCUCGACUUUGUAAAUACUUCCGUGAACAAAUGGACUUGAGUAACGCUCUUGAACUACUGAACCUCGUCCGACCAUUUUUCUAAGCCUCGAUUGUUCCAAUUGCAUCAUUGAAACAAGACCAGAAGGGUUGGAGAUAACCGCCCAUCCACUGAGGAACACCAAGUGUACAAUUUAUAGAUGAAAAUAAAUCAAAUUUCGAAAAAGAGAA
Messenger RNA from Tigriopus californicus, 2482 nucleotides. RefSeq names its product transmembrane ascorbate-dependent reductase CYB561-like (gene nemy). The transcript has 6 exons. Gene Ontology annotation, molecular function: oxidoreductase activity. The record is from RefSeq and is a predicted model, not a curated record. NCBI's taxonomy places the organism in Eukaryota, Metazoa, Arthropoda, Copepoda, Harpacticoida, Harpacticidae. Bases 490 to 2175 code for a protein of 561 amino acids.